This is a messenger RNA of Platichthys flesus (European flounder), 3533 nucleotides long. It is a transcript of the gene raraa, whose product is annotated as retinoic acid receptor, alpha a. Gene Ontology annotation, biological process: cellular response to corticotropin-releasing hormone stimulus; retinoic acid receptor signaling pathway; regulation of transcription by RNA polymerase II. Gene Ontology annotation, molecular function: nuclear receptor activity; nuclear glucocorticoid receptor binding; zinc ion binding. The record is from RefSeq and is a predicted model, not a curated record. Gene Ontology annotation, cellular component: nucleus; transcription regulator complex. Lineage: Eukaryota; Metazoa; Chordata; Actinopteri; Pleuronectiformes; Pleuronectidae.
CAGAGGACGCAACUGCAAUGGUUUCCUCCGCUGCCUCUGAGCAAAGCUGUGCCAAACUUGUCCCUGCGCCCUGAGACGCGGCUCUUCACCUCCGCGUUAGACCAAGAGGAGGAGGAGGAGGGGGAGGAGGAAGAGAGGAGGCUAAUUUCACUCGGCGGCUCGCGAGAGGAGAGGUUUUGAAGAGGCGACGGGAAACUUUGAGGAGAAAUAACAGAGAAAUACAGCUGCAACUUCCAGCAGCAGCAGCAGCGAAGAAGAAGAAGAAGAAGACGCAGCAGGAGGAGGAGGAGGAGGAGCAGGAGAAGAAGUUUCCAGCAGCAGGAGCAGGAACAGUCCGAGCAGGGGACCGGGGAGGAGGAGUCAACAGGUCCCAGAGCUUAGGAGCUGCAAUCGAUUCAAGGGGAGAUUUCCUUGGACAAGGACAGGGAGAUUGACGUUUUUGGGAAGAGGGGCUCGACCGAGCAAUCGAUGCGGGCGGUCCACCAGCUGAAAGCCCUGUUGGCCAAACAGCACACCACUCAAACAGUCUGAACAGCAACACACGGGGCUGCUGGCGACCAACAGAGAGCCAUCAUGGCUGGGAAGGGCAACCCGCUGCCGGGCCCCCACCUCAACGGCUUCCCUAUGCCCACCUACUCCUACUUCUUCCCCCAUAUGUUGGGGAGCCUAUCGCCUCCAGCCCUGCCAGGACUGUCCCUUAGUGGGUAUAGCACCCCUUCGCCAGCCACGAUAGAGACCCAGAGUACCAGCUCAGAAGAGAUAGUGCCAAGCCCGCCCUCGCCUCCCCCGCCGCCCCGCGUCUACAAACCCUGCUUCGUGUGCCAGGACAAGUCCUCGGGGUACCACUAUGGUGUCAGCGCCUGCGAGGGCUGCAAGGGCUUCUUUCGGAGAAGCAUCCAGAAGAACAUGGUGUACACUUGUCACCGGGAGAAGAACUGCAUCAUCAACAAAGUCACCCGCAACCGCUGCCAGUACUGCCGGCUGCAGAAGUGCCUGGAAGUCGGGAUGUCCAAGGAGUCUGUGAGGAACGAUCGGAACAAAAAGAAAAAGGACGAGAAGAAGCAGGAGUGCACGGAGAGCUACGUGCUGAGUCCCGACACGGAGCAGAUGAUCGACAGGGUUCGCAAGGCACACAAGGAGACGUUCCCCUCUCUCUGCCAGCUUGGCAAAUACACUACGAGUAACAGCUCAGAACGACGCGUGUCCUUGGACGUUAACCUGUGGGACAAGUUCAGUGAACUCUCCACCAAGUGCAUCAUAAAGACAGUGGAGUUUGCUAAGCAGCUGCCCGGCUUCACAACGCUUACCAUCGCUGACCAGAUCACUCUGCUCAAAGCUGCCUGUCUGGACAUCCUGAUACUGCGGAUCUGUACACGCUACACACCGGAGCAAGACACCAUGACUUUCUCAGAUGGACUCACGCUCAACCGAACCCAGAUGCACAACGCCGGUUUUGGUCCCCUCACCGACCUGGUUUUCGCCUUCGCCAACCAGCUCCUUCCUCUGGAGAUGGACGAUGCGGAGACGGGGCUGCUCAGCGCCAUCUGUUUGCUGUGUGGAGAUCGUCAGGACCUGGAAGAGCCAGAGAAGGUGGACGUCCUGCAGGAGCCCCUGCUGGAGAUGCUCAAAAUUUAUGUAAGGAAGAGGAGGCCCCACAAACCGCACAUGUUCCCCAAGAUGCUGAUGAAGAUCACUGAUCUGAGAAGCAUCAGUGCUAAAGGCGCUGAGCGUGUCAUCACCCUGAAGAUGGAGAUCCCUGGCCACAUGCCCCCUCUCAUCCAGGAGAUGCUGGAGAACUCAGAAGGUCUGGAAAGUGUCGCUGCGAGCAGCCGGCCAAGCGGCGCCCCCCCUGGAAGCUGCAGCCCCAGUCUCUCCCCUAGCUCUGCCCAAAGCAGUCCAGCCACACAAUCGCCAUAGUAACGGCCCACCUUUUAAAAAACAAACAUGUCCUCACAAUGCUCUGUCUCCUCCCUCGGUGUUCUGAAGAGGAGGAGCGAGGGAGGGGGGCCUGGACUCUGACUGCUGAGCACAGGAGACUGGCAGAGCCAUCCUCCUCCUCUCCUAGGACACAAACCCCCUUCACCUCCUGACCUGCUUUCCCUCACUCUGGAGCACCGUCUUGACUCGAGGGGAGGUAAGGCCGGGCCAGGGCAGGCCGGGGCGUCAGGAUGGCUCCUGAGAGACCACACCGUAAACACUGCUGAUGACUCCUCCAUCUCCCUCCACUCUCCUCUCCAUCGCUGCUCCUCCCCUCUCCACCUCUCUCCAAAAGACUGAUGAAAUGGAAUCUGGAUGCAGUGGAGACCAGUGUUGAAUGGAACUGAGACUUGGUGGGACAUCAUGGGACAAAUAUAUGGACAAGGACAAUGCAUACAGACUGAUUUGACGAACACCAGACACUUUUUGUUGUUGUUGUAUUCUGAGGCAGACUGCGAAAUCGGGACUUGUCAAAAGACCUCCCCGACCACCCCUCCUCCUCCUCAAAGACUUUGGGUCUUUUUUUUUCUCUUUUUCCAACUUAAAAAAUUAAAAAGAUUUCAUACAAAAUAUAUAUAAAUAUAUAUAGAAAAGAUAAGGAACUAUUGUGUUUGACAUGUCCAGAAGAGAAUGAAUGGCAGAUUGAAAUGAGGACAUGUCUCUUGAGAUUAGAAACUGUUGUACUGCUUCACUGUUUGAAUCUUUUCAUACCCUUCAUGAGUAUUGAGAGAGAUGUUUCCGUUUUAUCACAUUUGUAAAACAAUUCUAAUUAACAAAAAGCAAAAAGAUGAUAAAAUGUCUCUCCAGUCUACACAUACAGUACAAACACACACACACACACAAACAUACACAAACGUGCACAGAAAACAAGUCUCAAUGAGUAUCACCUACUAUUCCAGGUUGGAUUUGUUUUCCUUUUUUCUUUUUCUUUUUUUUUUGCUUCCAAGAGAAUGGAUAAAAAUGAUUGUAUGAACUCGGUUGUAUGAUAUGGUCACAGGUCCUUUCAAGAAAUCAAAUUAAUGAAGAUUCAUUAUUAAGGUGUAUUUUAAGUAGCCUUUGAGUUUGUGUAUAUAAGCUGUAUUCAUUUCUUUAAAACUAUGAAGAGUUUUAGGCUUCACCUGAUUUUUUUUUUUUUUUUAAGAACACCUGUGUUUUUUUUGUUUAUAGGUUUGUGAUUCAAGAAAAGACAUUUGAGCACAUUUUACUGAAGGAAGUUCUUUCGUGUUUCGUGUCCUACUAAAUACUGGACAGACCCUUAACCAAUCACUGGCUGUUCAGAAUGUGGCUUUCACAAACAAUUUCAACCUUUGCCCCCUUCCCCCUCACUUUUAAAUCAUGUUUUUACGUACAGUAGAUAACAGAGUAGCACUCCACUCGGGGCAAAGCUUUCUUUUGUUGUUAUUCCGGCCAUGUAGCAGAAAGAGAUGGUGUUUCAUGAAAAUGGUGGCCACAUGCAGUCAGCCAGAUUCACGUGAGCUACAGCAGCCCAGCUUCAAACGAGAGUUAAAUGUGAAGAAUGGUGUACAUACACACUGUAUUAAACACAAGUGAUUCUC